Molecule: messenger RNA, 3812 nt
Organism: Coffea arabica (coffee)
Lineage: Eukaryota; Viridiplantae; Streptophyta; Magnoliopsida; Gentianales; Rubiaceae
Source: RefSeq, a predicted model, not a curated record
ACAGUGCCCGAUCGUGCACUCCUGUGGACCCCACUCAUCUCUUUGUAUUCAGCAAAAUUACCUGUCCCUCUCCUUUUUCUCUCUCUAGCUGUAAUUGUAUCUACACAACCCUUUGUUCGGAAAACAUGCCAUUCUUUUUUAUUCUUUUCUGAAGAUUUUUCAUCUUCUUUCAAAAAGGGUAUUUGUAGUAGAAUCCUAAAAAGGAAGAAAAUGAACUUUAACUCCCUUUUUGAUUUUUCACACCUUUGAAGCUCAAUAAAAAGGGGGAAUCAAUUUUUAACCCACUGUUGAAUGUCCCUUUCUCAGGCUUUGGAGAGCUGGGUUUGGGGAAAAGGCUACGUUUUUCUUUGUUGUGGGGCAAAUCAGAAGGAGUUGAAUAAGUGUAGGAUUGUUGAUUUUUUAGCUGUGAUGGUGAUUAAAAUCUACUAACAUCUUUACUUUGGUAUCUGACUUAAAGGGUGUUUGUGUUCAGAGUUGUGUAGUAGCAACCCAUUGGUUGAGUUGCUCUGACUUUGCUUGCAGUUUUGGUCGUUUUCGUGAAGUGGAUUGAUGAAACUUUUAGGGUGUUUAAAAGUAUAGAUUGAAAGCUUCAGGCUGUGAGGAUAGAUAGCUUAGGGAAGUUGGUGGUUUUGAAUCUGAACGAUGGAGAAUAAUGAUAAGGGGGAUUGGAGGGAGAUGGUUAGGAAGAUGCUUCCUCCCGGGGCUCCUAUCCCUGAAGACGAGGCUAAUCUUGACUAUUCUAUAGCUAUGGAAUAUGAGGGUCCUCCUGUUCCAUAUGAGCUUCCUAGAGUAGAACCCCUUGGUAAGAAUUCAGGUGAAAUUCCAACUGCAUCUGUUGCAGAAUCAUUUUCAGAGUCUAGAAGAUCAGUGAGUCGUGAUGUUCCUCCAGUGAUAGAACCUAUCCCUUUGCCAGUAUCUCUUAUUGCAAGUGUCACGAGUCCCCCUGAUCAGAGUCCAAGGCUAUCAGGGAGUUCAGAAUCAGUGGUGUCUGUGUUGCAUAAUCCUGAUUCUUCUUCUGCAUCUGCUUCAGCAUCGCCAGGGUCUAUGCAUAAUCCUCCGGAUAAUGCUCCUAAGAAUGUAGCUAAUGAAGGAAGGAGAGCCCCUGUGGUUACAUUUAAUACCAUUGAUAGAUCUGAAAGGAGAGUGGUAGAAUCAGAAAAGCAAGUCUUCCCAGAGUAUGAUGGUGUCUCUACAGAAAAGAAAAAAAGGAAGAAGAGUAGAGUCUGUUAUAGGUGUGGAAAAGGAAAGUGGGAAACCAAGGAAUCCUGUCUUGUAUGCAAUGCAAAGUAUUGCAGCAAUUGUGUGCUCAGAGCAAUGGGAUCCAUGCCAGAGGGGCGGAAGUGUGUUACCUGCAUUGGGGAGCCAAUUGAUGAGUCAAAACGGAGCAAACUGGGAAAACACUCGAGGGUGUUGUCACGUUUGCUUAGUCCUUUGGAGGUCAAACAUAUAAUGAGAGCCGAGAAAGAAUGUGCUGCUAAUCAACUCCGCCCAGAGCAGCUGAUUGUUAAUGGAUUUCCUCUGAAACCAGAAGAGAUGGCUGAACUGUUUGGUUGCCCUUUGCCCCCUCGAAAAUUGAAACCUGGUAGGUAUUGGUAUGACAAGGAAUCUGGUAUGUGGGGAAAGGAGGGAGAAAAACCAGACAGAGUCAUAAGCUCGAACCUCAAUUUCACGGGAAAACUCAGCCCUCAUGCAAGCAAUGGGAACACUGAAGUUUACAUCAAUGGCAGAGAAAUUACAAAGCGUGAACUGAAAGUGUUGAAGCUUGCAAAUGUGCAAUGUCCUCGUGAUACCCACUUCUGGGUCUAUGAUGAUGGUCGUUAUGAGGAAGAAGGUCAAAAUAAUAUCCGAGGCAAUAUCUGGGAAAAGGCAUCAACACGGUUUGUCUGCUCUUUGUUCUCCUUGCCUGUACCCCAAGGUCAGCCUUAUCCACAGAGGGAUGAACCUAGUAAUUAUACUACUGUUCCAAAUUAUCUGGAACAGAAAAGAACUCAGAAGCUGCUACUUAUCGGACUUCAAGGCUCUGGAACUAGCACCAUUUUCAAACAGGCUAAAUUUAUGUAUGGGAACAAGUUUACUGCUGAAGAACUGCUGGAUAUUAAGCUCAUGAUCCAGAGCAACAUGUACAAAUAUCUUAGCAUUUUACUUGAUGGACGAGAGCGUUUUGAGGAGGAGGCCUUGUCAAGGACAAAAGAACUAACUUUGAAUGAACAGACCACUGAAACAGGUGAUGACAUUGACUCCAGUGACAGUAAUCAAUGUGUGUACUCCCUGAACCCAAGGCUGAAGCACUUUUCUGACUGGCUCCUAGAUAUAAUUGCAACUGGAGAUUUGGAUGCAUUUUUCCCUGCAGCAACACGUGAAUAUGCUCCAUUGGUUGAGGAGGUGUGGCGAGAUCCUUCCAUACAGGAGUCAUACAGAAGGAAAGAUGAACUUCACUUCCUUCCAGAUGUGGCAGAGUACUUCUUAAGCAGGGCUGUUGAAGUAUCUAGCAAUGAAUAUGAACCCACAGAGCGAGACAUCCUCUAUGCAGAAGGUGUCACCCAAGGCAAUGGCCUUGCUUUUAUGGAGUUCUCCCUGGAUGAGCGUAGCCCAAUGUCAGAAACCUAUACAGACAAUCUGGAUGCUCCACCCCCUCCUCUUACAAGAUACCAGCUUAUUAGAGUAAAUGCCAAAGGAAUGAAUGAAGGAUGCAAAUGGGUGGAGAUGUUUGAAGAUGUUCGUGUAGUUGUUUUCUGUGCUGCUCUUAGUGAUUACGAUCAAAUUUCAGUGGCUCCGGAGCAAGGUGGUAGCGGAGUGCUCCUCCAAAACAAGAUGAUGCAAAGUAAAGAACUCUUUGAAACAAUGAUCAGGCACCCUUGUUUCAAAGACACUCCUUUUGUGUUGAUUUUAAACAAGUAUGACCUUUUCGAGGAAAAGGUCAACAGGGCGCCUCUGAGUACCUGUGAGUGGUUUACCGACUUUAGUCCGGUGCGACCCCACCACAACAACCAAUCACUGGCGCAUCAAGCUUACUACUAUGUUGCUAUGAAGUUCAAAGAUCUUUAUGCAUCCCUUACAGCUCGAAAGCUAUUUGUGUGGCAAGCUAGGGCAAGAGACCGGGUGACAAUUGAUGAGGCCUUCAAGUAUAUAAGGGAGGUUGUCAAGUGGGACGAGGACAGGGAAGAAAAUUUCUAUGGCGCGGAAGGGGAUUCAUUUUACAGUACGACAGAUGUGAGCUCCUCACCCUUUGUCAGACAAGAAUGAAAUAAUAAACUAAUCUUAGAUAUGAUUGGGAUUGUGGAUAGGGAGAAGAGAGAGGAGAUGAUUAUCGAAUAAACCCUGUUUUUGGAAGUUUUUCGCCAUCAAAGCUCAAUCCGUUAUGGUGCUGUUUGAGCAUUUGAGCUGGAAGUCAUCCGAUUUGACCAUCCCAACUGUAUAUUAAGGCUGUAAGUUUUCACAGGUGGACAAGAACGAUGAAAGUUUUAUGUUGAAUUUGAUCCCAACUUCAUGUACUUUUGUGUAACCACUUCUGCCAUGUUACAAAUGAGCAGGGUGUCUUCUAUCUUAUUGCACUUGAUGCUGUUGUAAUACAUGUAGGAGAUUGCUUGUAUCUUUGCUUCAGAGGCACUUUUCCAGGUCCAUACAACUAAUAUUUUUCAGUGUGUUCAACUCACAGAUGCCUGUAUCUGGUAACGGAUUUGUCAUCCAUGAUGCUUCAUUACUCAUGAGGUGGCUCAUGUUGUUAUUGAGAGCUGGUUCAUUGGAAGUGUCAACAUAAAACAUGGUGUUUAUAGUUAAAGUGUGUAAAAUUUUGGAGAUUAGCUUGUCUAUAA